Encephalitozoon intestinalis ATCC 50506 is the source of this 1614-nucleotide messenger RNA. RefSeq names its product sulfate permease-like protein. Bases 1 to 1614 code for a protein of 537 amino acids. The transcript has a single exon. Lineage: Eukaryota; Fungi; Microsporidia; Unikaryonidae. Gene Ontology annotation, cellular component: membrane. The record is from RefSeq and is a predicted model, not a curated record.
AUGAAAAGUGUAAUGAAAACAGCAAAACAAAAAAUACUGUCUCUGAUAUCCAGUAGCUUUCUCCUAUUCACAAUGACUUCAUUAGACCUACUUUCCUUUGGAACAAAGCUUCUAAGCACAGAGAACAGCCACAACAAGAAUAUUGGAAAUGUAAGUGCCAUGAUGUUCCUCUACUCAACAAUAGCUUCGCAGUUUGUGUUCGGUCUGUUUAGUAAACUGGGUGGAAUCGCAGCAGGAGCCAUAUUUGAGGCACAAAAGGACACUCGAAGAAUUCACAAGGUAUGUUUCAAGAUGUCAUCCACCUUUGGAGAAGAAAUUUCCACCACCUAUGCAUGCAUCUUUCUUAGCACCAUUCUGUUUGCUUUCUUCUCCUAUGUUCUCAAGACACUCAAGAUUGGAAGCAAUCUUAAAUACAUCCCUAUACCGGCUCUGUACGGGGUUAUGGUAUCCAUAGGGGCAAUGUCCAUCGAAUGUGGAUUUGAGGAAGUGUAUUCGAUUACAUGGAAGUAUGUUCAUGUCUGCCUCGCCGUGACCAUUGUCCUUGCACUUCUUGCAGUGGUCUUGGAUAUUUUGUUCCCUGAAUAUUUCCUGAUGAUUCCCAUGUUCUCCUUUAGCAUCUUUGCAGUGUUUUAUCUAGUCUUUUUAGCUGCAGGAAAGGAUAUCGAAUGGAUGAAAUCUGUGGGUCUUAUUCCAAAAGCCGGAGGAAUUGAUCUCAACCCCCUUGAAACUCUGAAGCAUCUCAAGAUAGAAAAUAUAAAAAUAGAGGCAGUUAAGGCCAACUUGAUGAACAUCCUUGGAUUAUCUUUAUUCAAUUUAGUUCACAUAGCUGUGAAUGUACCGAGUUUUGCAGAGACUUUUGGUAUAAAUGCAGACUUGAAUAAGGAGCUAGGAGUCCAGUCGAUCGGGAACAUUGUAUCUGCAUUCUUUGGAUAUCCAACCUAUUUUAUAUGCUCUACAUCCAUCUACUUCAACAAAUCAGGAGGAAGAUCCAGAAUCCACUCUUUUGUGGGCGCAAUUGCCAUGUCCUCCCUUCUGGUUAUCGGAGGACCCAUAAGAGAAAGAAUUCCUACUAUUCUCUCAGGAACGAUCCCUAUGUUCAUAGGAUUUGGCUUCCUGUAUUCAUAUCUAUGGACUCCUAUACUCAAACUGUCCUGGGUGGAUCUACUGACGCUAGUAAUGUCCAGCGUUGUGUCAUGGUUCUUAACACCAAUAUUCGGACUCGUGUUUGGAAUGCUUUUUAACUCCUUCUUUGUCCUGUGGUCUCAUCUAUUCACAACAAAGGUCUUCCAUUCGAAGCUGGGAGAGACCAUAAGGAUAUCAAGAGAAACAACAGAAGAAAUGUACAGAGUAGUGGACCUUGGCCCUCUAACUUCUUUUGGAAAUCUAAGUGAAUCUGUCAAGGCAAUGAAAGUCCUUUGCAAGGAAAAUGUCCUUUUCGACCUCAGGUCUUGUAUGUAUUUCGGAGCCAAUGCAAAUAUGGCUCUUGAAGAGGUUGCUGGAGCAAUAGAAGAAAAUGGAAACCAAGUAUUGAUGAUCGGUAGUCCACAGAAUCUUUAUACCCAUCUGUUCUCUAAAUACAUGGCCGAUUUGCCUGAAUCGGAACUUAGCAGGUAA